AUGCCUGGCCCCAAACAAGCACAAAUCACCAAAACACAGUCCCUGUUCUCCUUUGGAGCUUGCCGUCUUCGAGACAUGAAGAGGACUAGUACACGAUUAGCUAUGAUAUAUUCAAAGUACUGUGUGAAAGGUCAGGUUAGUGUGGUGCAAGUGACCGUCCCAGACAGUCUUGUGACCGUGACUGUUGGAUCUGAUGUCACUCUCGUCUGCAUCUAUACCACCACUGUGGCCUCCCGGGACAAGCUUUCCAUCCAGUGGUCUUUCAUCCAUAAGAAGGAGUUGCAGCUAACUUCCCACAGCCCGUGCCUCAGUACUGAGGGUAUGGAGGAAAAGGCAGUCAGUCAGUGUCUAAAAAUGGCGCAUGCAAGAGACGCUCGGGGAAGAUGUAGCUGGACCUCUCAGAUUUACUACUCUGAAGGUGGACAAGGUACAGCCCUUGGGCAAUUUAAAGAUCGAAUUGUAGCGUCCAAUGCUCCAGGUAAUGCGUCUAUCACUAUCUCGCAUGUGCAGCCAACAGACAGUGGAAUUUACGUCUGCGAUGUUAACAACCCCCCUGACUUUGUCGGCAAAAACCAAGGCAUCCUCAACGUCAGUGUGUUAGUCAAACCUUCUAAGCCCUUUUGCAGCAUUCAAGGAAGACCAGAAACUGGCCAUACUGUCUCUCUUUCUUGCUUCUCUGCUCUUGGAACACCAUCCCCUGUGUACUACUGGCAUAAACUUGAGGGAAAAGACCUUGUGCCAGUGAAAGAAACCUUCAACCCAGCCACUGGGACUUUGGUUAUCAGAAAUCUGACGGUUUUAAAACAGGGUUAUUAUCAGUGCACUGCUACCAACAACCUUGGCAAUAGUUCCUGUGAGAUUGAUCUAACCUCUUCACAUCCAGAAAUUGGAAUCAUCGUUGGGGCCUUGAUAGUUGUCUUGGUAGGUGCUGCCAUCCUCAUCUCUGUUGUGUGCUUUAUAAGGAACAAGGCAAAGGCAAAGGAAAGGAAGAGAAAUUCUAAAACCACCAUGGAAUUGGAACCAAUGACAAAGGCAAACCAAGGUGCAGAGAGUGAAGCAAUGCCAACUGAAGACAUUGUCCAGCUAGAAGCAACCCUGCCACCUUACAUUCAUGAGAUGGACCCUGCCACCCUCCUGGAGCCAGACCAUGAGCCUAACCUGGAACAAGAGUCUGCCCCAGAGCCUGCCCGGGAGCCUGUUCCAGUGCCUGAGCUUGAGAUCGAGCUGGAGCUGGAGCAGGAGCCAGAACGGGAACUGGAGCCAGAGCCGAGCCAUGAGAUUGUAGUUGAGCCCCUACGUCAUGAGGAAAAAGGGAGUGGCUAG
This is a messenger RNA of Cynocephalus volans (Philippine flying lemur), 1323 nucleotides long. RefSeq names its product V-set and immunoglobulin domain containing 1 (gene VSIG1). NCBI's taxonomy places the organism in Eukaryota, Metazoa, Chordata, Mammalia, Dermoptera, Cynocephalidae. The record is from RefSeq and is a predicted model, not a curated record. Gene Ontology annotation, cellular component: plasma membrane; basolateral plasma membrane. Gene Ontology annotation, biological process: maintenance of gastrointestinal epithelium; epithelial cell morphogenesis. The transcript has 8 exons. Bases 1 to 1323 code for a protein of 440 amino acids.